GCGUCAUUCACUGGGGACCUUUAAUCCGCUGCCGCAGCAGCCCGGCCGGUAACGAGAGGAGGGGUACACGGUCAGUCAGGAUUGGAUUGCGCAGGCUACAAUAUAACCGGAUAUAUUUAUAAAUAGGGGCCUAUAUUAAUCGAUUUUAAAAUAAGAAAAUAAUAUUAAUUGUAGAACACGCCGACUGAACAGAGACAAACCCCUCCUCUCUCGUUAGGCUACUUUGUCGACGCAUCUAUUAUGCACUGUGUUCUCUUCUAGGCGGAGAAUUGAAAAACUUCGUUCAAAUUAAUAUUUUUACACAAAUAAAUGGAUGAUUACGGGUUCGGUUUAUUACAGACAGCGACCAUUGGACACAACUCUACCCUUCUCGAAGGACGAGCUUUCUGAUCCUAAUGCUCCUCCUCUUCUGCGGUUUCCAUCGGCCAGUUGUGCCCCGGCUCGCCCUUGGUCUCGCGCAGUAGCCUCGCUGCCUUGUCCCCACUGUUCCUGUCAGCUGCUGCGCAUCAGCAAAACAUGCAGAAUGAGUCUGUGGGGGUGACAACCGAACAACGACCCUAGUCAACAGAGGAAAACUACAGCAGCAGCAACAACAACACAAUCAAUAAAACCGGGACACAGCAACCAAACCAAACCAACAACCAGCUGGGAACCCUCACUUCCCUCACAACCACCUGAACCAGAAUCCAGAUUUUCCAGAUUUUGGUCAUUUUUGCCCGACGCAGUCUAUCAGUGACCUUCAGCACGACCGGAAAAUACAUCAGCAGUUAAGUCAGCGAGCUGAGUUUGGCUGCACUGAGUCGCCCCCACCCCAAGGAAAAUUCAGUCACCUGCGGCAGAGGCAGCCUUUCACCGCUCAAGUCUCCACCGAACCCGAGCGCAGCGCUACUCCAGACCGGGACAAAUCGGCCGCUCGCCAGUGGAGGACAUUGAAGCCGAUGUGGAGACUGCCGCGUUGCCAUCGCCCACUUCCGUAAAUCCAAACAAGGUUAGGAUCCAAAUGGACUCCCCCAUCACCCACCAUAUAAAUAACGGCAAUGGCAGUAGCACCGGCAAUAUGUUGUCCGCAGGACUCGGGGGCGGUUUUCCGAACCUCCAGAACCAAGAGAUGCAGAACCCGAGUGGCGCCUCAGCUUCACCUCCCCUCCCUGGAUUUGGAACCCCGUGGUCCGUUCAGACCAGCUCUCCACCACCCGUUUCCAACUCGGCCAACCCUAUCCACCACUCAAACGCGAUUAAUCAGAUGCCUCAUACCGACCCAGACAACAGCUUCUAUCCCGGUAUCCCCUCCUCUAUCAACCCGGCCUUCUUCCAGAGUUUUUCUCCGGUGUCGACUAAUCCAUGCCCAGGGAUUAACGUGCAGGGCUUCAGCAGCCAGUUCUCACCCCAGAUCAACGCCCACCAGCAGCCGCAGCAGCAGAGCCGCAGGUCCCCCGUAAGCCCCCAGAUGCACCCCCAGCACCAUCAGCACCAGCAGGGCGCCUUCCUGCAGCAGAGGAACAACUACAACCACCACCACCAGUCCAUGGUGAAGCAGUCUCCCUGGGCUGGCAGUCACCAGGGGAGUGGCUGGGGCUCUGGGGGUAUGUCCUGGGGUCGGGACCACCGUCGUGGUGGAGGCAUGGGCAUCCCGGGCUCUGUCAGCCAGGUUUCUCCCAUGAAGAAGCCCUUCUCCAGUAACGUCAUUGCACCUCCCAAGUUCCCCCGCUCCGCCGGCUCCAUGGGCCCCAAGUCCUGGAUGGAGGAGAACAUGUUCCGAACAGACAGUAACAGUAACACGCUUAUGCCUCUCCAGGAACGCUCUAGAAUGUACGACAGCCUGAACAUGCACUCCCUGGAAAGCUCUCUGAUUGACAUCAUGCGGGCGGAGCAAGAUCCAAUGAAGGGUCGUGUGGGAUGCCCUCAUCCCGGGGCCGACGGCCUGCUCAUGCUCAAUGCAAGGAGCUAUGGGAGACGUCGAGGCCGCUCCUCCCUGUUCCCCAUUGAAGACAGCCUCCUUGAUGAUGGGCACGGUAACCAGGGCAUCCCAGGGCUUAGCCCUAACUGUUACCCCCACCAGAACGGGGAGCGCAUCGAGCGUUUCUCCCGCAAAGUGUUUGUGGGCGGCCUGCCCCCUGACAUAGAUGAAGAUGAGAUCACCAACAGUUUCCGUCGCUUUGGCCACCUGGUGGUGGACUGGCCACACAAGGCUGAGAGCAAAUCCUACUUCCCCCCCAAAGGUUACGCCUUCCUGCUAUUCCAGGAGGAGAGCUCAGUGCAGGCUCUGAUCGAGGCCUGCAUGGAGGAGGAUGGCAAGCUCUACCUGUGUGUCUCCAGCCCCACCAUCAAAGACAAGCCUGUCCAGAUUCGUCCGUGGAACCUGAGUGACAGUGACUUUGUGAUGGACGGCUCUCAGCCCCUGGAUCCUCGCAAGACCAUCUUUGUAGGAGGGGUGCCCCGCCCUCUCAGAGCAGUGGAGUUGGCCAUGAUUAUGGACCGUCUCUAUGGGGGGGUCUGCUACGCUGGCAUCGACACCGAUCCAGAGCUCAAGUACCCCAAAGGUGCGGGGCGCGUCGCAUUCUCCAAUCAGCAGAGUUACAUCGCUGCCAUCAGCGCCAGAUUUGUCCAGCUGCAACAUGGAGACAUUGACAAGCGGGUGGAGGUAAAGCCCUAUGUUCUGGACGACCAGCUGUGUGAUGAGUGCCAGGGUGCGCGUUGCGGAGGGAAAUUUGCCCCUUUCUUCUGCGCCAACGUGACCUGCCUGCAGUACUACUGUGAGUUCUGCUGGGCUAACAUCCACUCCCGCGCCGGCCGAGAAUUCCACAAGCCGCUGGUCAAAGAGGGGGCUGACCGCCCACGCCAGAUCAACUUCCGCUGGAACUGAAGAGGAACGCGACCACACGUCACCAUGGCGACACGGUCAGAAGGAACGGUCAAAGAAGAGAGACAUCGCCAGGCAGGAAAAAGUGCAUCGCUCUGCCUCUUACCCUAAGCUAUCAGUAUAGAGUACAUAACAGUAUACAGUAUCUUUUGUAGCAGCCAAACACUACAAGCCUCAGUUUUUCACCAAAACCCCCUCUCACAUCUCAGGCUCUGACAACUUUUUUGUGGUACUUUAAUGUUUUUUAAGAGGAGAUUUAAAAAAAGAUUGAUUUUUUGUAGGUUUUUCAAAUUAUUUUUAUAUGUGAGAUUUAACGUAGAUAUGAGAAUGUUUUUGCAUGGGAGCAGCCCAUCUGUCUGUCUGUCUGUCUGUCUGUCUGUCUGUCUGUCUGUCUGUCUGUCUGUCUGUCUGUCUGUCUGUCUGUCUGUCUGUCUGUCUGUCUGCUGCUAGCCACCCCCUAGUGGGUGUAGCGUGCCCUUGUUUCUGGGAAAACCUUGAUUCUAUAAUCUGGAUGCCUGCCCCAGGUCAUUUACCAAAGGUAACAAAACGAUAGGAAGCAUAAAAGUGAUACAUUUCUGCCACAAAACAAACUCUUAUUUUUUAUUGUUGAUAAUAAUUUGUUCUUUUUCCCCAUCAGGGAAGACAUUUACAAAAUUUAUGAGGUUAUUUUUGCUCUCAUUUUGAUCUGAAAAAAUAUUACCUCAAAAUAUGAAUCUGGUUUUUAUUAAUUCUAUUUAACCUUUUUAAUCACAAGCUAUAUUAGAAGCUUUGCUGCUAUAUAUAAUAUAUCAAUAGAUGUAUAGGUGGUAUAUAUUAAUGCCAGCUAUAAACCGGAAUCUUGAAAAAUGAAAUGCAGUCCGCACUCACACACUCAUGGCCACCUUUGCCAUGGAAGAAUAGAAUGUGAAAAUUGAAGUGCAUGUUUGUCUAUACACCCGUUGCAUGCAAGAUAGACUUAACCAAUACACGUAGGAUAAAAAAACAACACAGAUAGACUUAACCAAUACACGUAGGAUAAAAAAACAACACAGAUAGACUUAACCAAUACACGUAGGAUAAAAAAACAACACAGAUAGACUUAACCAAUACACGUAGGAUAAAAAAACAACACAGAUAGACUUAACCAAUACACGUAGGAUAAAAAAACAACACAGAUAGACUUAACCAAUACACGUAGGAUAAAAAAAACAACACAGAUAGACUUAACCAAUACACGUAGGAUAAAAAAACAACACAGAUAGACUUAACCAAUACACGUAGGAUAAAAAAACAACACAGAUAGACUUAACCAAUACACGUAGGAUAAAAAAACAACACAGAUAGACUUAACCAAUACACGUAGGAUAAAAAAACAACACAGAUAGACUUAACCAAUACACGUAGGAUAAAAAAACAACACAGAUAGACUUAACCAAUACACGUAGGAUAAAAAACAACACAGAUAGACUUAACCAAUACACGUAGGAUAAAAAAACAACACAGAUAGACUUAACCAAUACACGUAGGAUAAAAAAACAACACAGAUAGACUUAACCAAUACACGUAGGAUAAAAAAACAACACAGAUAGACUUAACCAAUACACGUAGGAUAAAAAAAACAACACAGAUAGACUUAACCAAUACACGUAGGAUAAAAAAACAACACAGAUAGACUUAACCAAUACACGUAGGAUAAAAAAACAACACAGACUACAGAAACUAUAUAACAGAAAACACUAAAAUCCUACUUUGAGUAGCAACAACAAAAAAAACGUCAGAAGCCUAGGUGUAAGAAAAUAUAUAUAUAUAAAAAUGAAGAUAAAGGAAAAUACAUGAAAACGACUUAACAUAAAAAAAAUCUUGCAUGCAUUGAUGUUAAUCCGUUGUUUGAACCAUUUACAUACUUAUUAUAGAAAAAAAAGCGAUAUUGGAUCUAAACUAGUGGAUGCCACCAUUUUGUGAUGUGGUGGUUUGUGAGGAGUAAUGAAGCCUGUUGAGAAGCUGAGUGGCGUUCAGUCAGUGGUUAGUGUCUGUGUCGUGUCUGUGCUGUCUGUGUGGAUCUUGUUGGUGUGUGGAAUGAGGUUUUAGUUUAGUAACAAUGUAGGUAAACUAAAGGAGAAUGAGAACCUCACAACAUUUUGCCUUCACCCUUCCUAUCCUCCUCACCUUUGUAUAGUUCCAGAGGUUACUCUAAUGUAGCAUAACCCUUUGCAGACCAAAAGCAUACACAGAAGCCAGGCUGGAUCUGAUUUCUACAGGCAUAAAACUGGGACAUGUGUGCUUGUGCCAUGUGCUAGUUGGCCAAUUUAAACCACUGUUCAAAUGUUGUCAUAGAGAAGGAUCCGUAAGAAAACAUCUGCCCAACAUCUGUUCCUGACUUGUGUUAUCAGGCUACUCAGUUUGAUAAAACUGUUCUCCAAAACAACCAGGCUGUCAUACAUAUUGUAGUUACAAGUUAUUAGACUCCAGACCUGUAGAAAGUGGCCCAGUUUUAUGUCCUGCUAAUGAAAGAUGACAAAGACACACUCCCUCAUAUAUUUUCAGUGAUGGGGAAAUAAUUAUAAUUAAAAAAAUUGGCCUGCAGAAUAUGAAUAACUGUGUUCUUUUUUUAUCUAACUGUGACCCUGUCUCUCUGUGAGCAAUGACCUGCUGGUGCACUAGCCAGCUGUUUGGUACUGUACAUGUCUGUAUCUCUACAGUAUAAUAUCCCUGUUAUCCUUGUGUCAUAGUGUUCCCUGGUGUGGUGUCAGUCCUUGGUAUGCGGUUUAGACGUGGUUCAGGGGUCAAGUGUGUACUGUCACUACUACUACUUCAUGGAUAUAAGAUUGUUUAUGUUUAUUUAUUCACAUAUUAGAUCAUUUAUUUGUUAAUGUCUUUAACUUGUGAGUUGGGACCCCCUCUCUGUCCCCAGCCUCUCUAAUCACUUUUGAUAAUAUAUUAUGCACUACCUUUUCUAUAUUUUCCCUCUGAUUAUUUGAUUCUUGACUCGUUUUCACCCUACCAGUUAGUCAGCUGAUUAAAUGCAGACAUGGUUUGGGCAACGACCUAUUUUGCUCAAUUUAAUCACUCAUGAAAGAUUCAGUUCUACCGAACUUCUACCUAUUUAUAAUUCUACCAGAUGAUUUUAUUUUUUCAUAAUGACUUAUUUAAGAAAUUGUGUGAGGAGGCGGUGGUCUUAGGUUUUUCUAUGUGAAUGAAGCAGUAUUCUAAUAUGUUCUAAUGUAUUGAUAGGGGGUCCUGUUGUCUGUCAGUCACUCUGUCAACUGAAAGAAGGAAGUGCCACAGGGUACUGUGCUAUGAUGAUUGGCUCUAGAGAAAAUGGUGGCCAAAAACCAAUGAGCAACCGUUCAAAGCAAAUGAAGGAUGGUUAUUAAGCCCCCACCCUGUUUGUACUUUGUCCCGGUAGCCUCGGUUCUCGUGGUGUGGUUGUGCUCAGAACAGAACAGAGCUCUCUUGUACUUUGUCACCAUUGACAUGUAACACGACUCCUUGUGCUGUUUGUUGAGUAAUGGGUCCUAUUUUAUAAGUUGAACACUGUUACUUUGUAUGUGUGUGUCUUUGUUUUUGUAAGAAUCAUAUUUAUUUCACUAUUUUUGUAGACAAAUAACUAUUUGAUUUUGAUUGUAUUUUUCUAUUUCAAUAGGUUAUUAUUAUUAUUAUUAUUACACACAUUUUAGUUCCCCUAAUAUUCUAAUUAUGUCUAGAAGCAGGGCUCUGUUGAAAGACAAAAAUAAACAAAAGAUUUGAACAAAUAAUUAUGUCAUUGAUGUAUCAAUAUAUAACUGUUUUAAUAUAUCAAUAUGGUUAAUAUACAAGUACACAUUUACACCUUUUAUUUGAAGGAAGGAAACAUUGAGGGUUCUAUUAUAUUCAUGGAAGACACUUGAGAUUCUCCCCCUGUUGCAUCGAGGCCCGCGGUGCCUCUCCUCAUAGAUGCUCUGAAACUUGAAUAUAACACAUUUUGAAAGGCUGAUUAACCUCGAAUAUGUGUUGUGACGUGCAAUACUGUUUCUAAUGUUUGUAUAAAAAGUCAAAAUGACAGUGUAAACCUUUUUAAUGCAGAUUUAUUUUUUUCAUUGCAUAUUUUGCAGAUUUCUGAUCCACAGUGUCAUUUUUUUACUGUCAGAAAGAACCCCCUUUUUUUCAUUGCAACUAUUUUUCAAUCCAGAUAUCUUUGUACUGAUGUAAAUGAUUGUAGUUAUUUUGGAUAGUGUUUCGCUACCAAAAGGAGAGAAUUUUUCAUGCAUAUUUCUAUUUCAUUUAAUUUUAUUCCGUUUUUAAUUUUAUUUAAUAGAAGCAGAAUACUUGGAAUAAUUUUUCAUAUUAUAUGUCAUUGAUAUUAUUUUGUAUUUUUAUGUGGAAAUAUAUAUAAUUUUAAGAUGCCAAUUGCUAAGAUAUUAUUUUAAUUUGAAUUAUUUUUAAGCUAAAUCUUUGUAAUAUUGUUAAAGUAACUCAUUUCUAAAUCGGAGUUUGUGUAUGAAUUCACAAAAGUGGUUUAUGAGGUGUUCGGAUUGUAAUUAUUACUCAAUGGUUCUUUGAUAUGCAAAAUUAAUAUCAUGUCGAUUUUAAUUUUUGUUUUGUAUUUAAAUGGGGUGUUGAUUACAAUCUGUUUUCUUUCAUUUCCUGAAUAAAUAAAGACCCAUUCUGUUCAGACACAA
Molecule: messenger RNA, 7497 nt
Organism: Salmo salar (Atlantic salmon)
Lineage: Eukaryota; Metazoa; Chordata; Actinopteri; Salmoniformes; Salmonidae
Product: cytoplasmic polyadenylation element-binding protein 2
Biological process (GO): negative regulation of cytoplasmic translation
Cellular component (GO): synapse; nucleus; neuron projection
Molecular function (GO): translation factor activity, RNA binding; ribosome binding; mRNA regulatory element binding translation repressor activity
Source: RefSeq, a predicted model, not a curated record